ACCAUUUUCAAUUUCAUAUACACCAUCUCGUAUUCUCGUCGUUGUUAACUCCAUAUCAGGCAGUGGCCGCCGCUGAGAAAGGAAGAAAUUUGGAAAACAAUGGCGAAUGCAUUAGCUACCAAAAUCAACACUCUUCGAAACUCUUCACUUUUCAGUUUCAUCAGAACCCUAUCCACUUCUUCUCCUUCUUCCGACGCCGCUUCCGCUACUACAAAGAAAUCAAAGCGAAGAAAGAAGAAGAAUUUUUUCGAGGUGGCUCAGUUUUUACCUAACUGGGGAAUCGGAUAUCACAUGGCCAAAACUCACUGGCAAGAAGUUUCUUACGAAAUCACCAAACUCAAUCUCUAUAAGGAUGGUAAACAUGGAAAAGCAUGGGGGAUUGCUCAUAAAAAUGGUUUGCCUUUAGUAGAUGCUCCGAAAAAAAUUAGCGGAGUUCACAAGCGUUGUUGGAGGUACCUCCCAAAUGUAGUUAAAGCAUCAGAAAGCUCACCAACCUUGACAAGUUCCACAGACAGUGGAUUAAAAGUUGAAACCCAAGCAAGUUAAUGCUUUGUAGUGACUUUGGAUUUCGAUUUAUGUUAACGACAUUAUGCCUUGUGUCUUAGAUUAGAUUUUCAACUGGCAUAGUUGUUUUUCACUAUGUUAACAUUUUGGUGUCAAUCAUGAAAUAUACCUUGCGCAUUUGUGUUGAGGUUCUUGUGCUUCUUUCAUUUAAACUUCUGAUUAAAUGACCUCUUGACCAUGAAACUUGCUUUGGGAGAGUAAGCUGAAUGGAUUUAAUUCUUCUA
Trifolium pratense (red clover) is the source of this 788-nucleotide messenger RNA. RefSeq lists its product as uncharacterized. NCBI's taxonomy places the organism in Eukaryota, Viridiplantae, Streptophyta, Magnoliopsida, Fabales, Fabaceae. The coding region runs from base 100 to 546 and encodes 148 amino acids. Gene Ontology annotation, molecular function: structural constituent of ribosome. The record is from RefSeq and is a predicted model, not a curated record. Gene Ontology annotation, cellular component: mitochondrion. The transcript has 3 exons.